CUGUAUUGUGUGGCCUCAUGUGUUGUGUGUAUGAUGCGGUGGGGUGACCCUGUGGGUGAUGUACAUGGGGGUGGGAAGGACAGGGCUGUGUCCCGGCUCCGCGCUGACGGGAUAAGCCGGUCCCGCUCCGCCCCGCUGCCGUCAGCCAGCUCGCUCCUCCCGGUCCCGCCCGCCCGCCUGCCUGCUCGGCCGCAGUUUGUCGGCAGCGAGCGGAUGGCGGCGGUGAGGGUUGCGGAACGCCGGAGCGGCGCAGUGCGACCGGCGCCCAGCCCGGGCACCCCGCACGCCGACUGGAUGGGCAGCCUCCCGCGGUCACUCUGCGCCCUGCCCCUCGCCAACCUCGCCGUGCCGGGAUCACACGAUUCCUUCAGCUUUUGGAUUGAUGAAAACUCCCCUGUUGGUCUGGAUCAGCCAGUUGUAGUCAGGCAGCUGGCUGGAAUCUUCCGUUCUCUCUGGAAGAAAACGAUGAAGAAAUGGUCUGUGACCCAGAGCUUGAAUUUCAUAGAGCAGCUGGAAGCUGGCAUUCGCUACUUUGACCUUCGAAUCUCCAGAAAACCAGGAGAGGAAAAUGAGCUUUAUUUCAUCCACGGGUUGUUUGGCAGCAAAGUUUAUGAUGGACUGAUGGAGAUUAACAACUUUUUGAAAUCUCACAGCAAGGAGGUGAUCUUUCUGGAUUUCAAUCACUAUUAUGCAAUGGAGGACAUAAACCAUGAAUACCUCAUCGAAAUGCUUAAAGAGAUAUUUGGGUCAAGACUCUGCCGAGCCAACCUAGUUGAGGAAAUAACACUCCAGUAUUUAUGGGAGCGCAAAUACCAGGUGCUCGUGUUCUACCACCACCCCAUGGCCUACAGCUUUCCCUUCCUCUGGCCGGGGCAUCAGAUCCCAGCACCCUGGGCCAAUACUAAUGACGCUCAGAAACUGGUGCAGUUCCUGGAGACAACCCUGAGUGAGCGGGCAAGACGAAGGACUUUCCACGUGUCGCAGGCAAUCCUGACCCCACAUGCCAAGACUGUCAUCCAGGGAAUGAUUGUCGGACUACGGGAUUCUCUCGUCGCAAGAAAUCUUCCUGUAAUAAUGAACUGGGUGAAGUGCCAGAAGCCGGGUGUAAAUGGAGUCAACAUCAUCACCUCAGAUUUUGUGGAACUUGUGGACUUUGCUACAACUGUGAUCAAGCUAAAUUACCUGCUCCUGCAUGACAAGACCAAACGCGAGCAGGUUUAGCACCCUCCCUUGCACUAGUGGCUGUUAAAAUAACAAAGACAGGAUGGCAUCUGGUUUUCAGAUGUGGUGUGCUGUGGGCUUGUUGGGCCUGUGUGUGCGGAUGUAUUUCAGUCUCCGCUUUAAAGUUGCACAUUCUGCCCUCAUGUUUCCAACAAAGAAUCGCUUGUGCAAACUAAUUGUACGGCAUUAAAUUCUGCACCAUUCCCAUUGGAGGGUGGGUGUGACCAAACUGACAAGUUUAACAUAAAACAAAGUGCUGGAAAUGCCCAGCAAGUCGGGGCAUCUGAAGUCUAAAAAGGUUGGAGAUGGAAAAAAAUUAUAUUGCUGCGAUUCCAGAAGGUAAUCUUUCAUAUAUUUGUAUGCUCCUGGCCUUUGUCACUCCUGACCUCCUUCUCCUGGCUGCGUCAUUCCUUUCCUCAUUGAUCAUCACUGCUACCCCAUUACUGUCCUUCCUAUUCAAACCUUUGUUCCCCCCAUCACUGCCCCAAGCCCCACAAUAUGCAUCAGAAUAUAUAUUUUAUCUUUUGUCACGUCACGAGUCGAGAGUGUUUUAUUAUCAUAUGUCCCGAUUGCAAAGACUAAAUCAAUGCUCCAAAGUGUUUAAUGUAGUGGUUGUUGGAAGAUCAUCGAAAUGAAAGGUGAAUUUUCUCUCCUCACAGAUGUUGCCUGACCUGCUGAGUAAUUCCAGCGGUUACAGAAACGUUUUUAUUCGCACUUGUGACAGGUCUUCCCCAGAUUAUGUACACCCCAUGUAUGUACAGCCCAUUCAUAUACAGUUAUGUACACCCUAAGUAUGUACAGCCCAUACAUAUAAAUGAGCAAGUAGGAUACCAGUGGGAUGGAUUUGCCAGCUGCAGAGGGGCUACAGGCAUCUCCUGUUGCGUGGGAAUUUGUUUCAAUGCAAUAUCUGAAUUGUUGAGCUGAACGCCCGGGUGUAACUACAGGUUGCCCUUGGUUGCUUAUGUUUUUGUUUAAAUAUAUUACCAAGCAGCCGCAUUUGGGGUUACAAACAGUUUUCUGGAACAGAACCCUGUUUUAACCUGGGGAGGAUCUGUACACAAUUAUAAAAAUGGGUAUAUAGAAGGAGGAUAAUGAAUGUGAUCAAUUUAUGUUUAGAACUGGGCAAUAUUGUUAUUAAAUUGAAGAGUUUAAGUUCUCUCGUACUGGACAUGUCCCAUAGCCCUGCCACUUGCAACACAAUGUCCUUCUGUGUUUGUAUUGUUGCCCUCUAAAUGCCCCAUUAUCCUUUUGACCAGAACACCCAAUUUAUCCCCAUGGCAGCCCUGAUCUUACCCUCCCAAUCAUUCCCUUUGAGCUAUCCAUCCCUCCGCAACUUAAAACUACAUUAUCUUUUUCUCCUUGAUUAAAGGUCUGUGACCCGAAACGUUGACUCUGUUUUCCUCUCCACAGAUGCUGCCUGACCUGCUGAGUGUUUCCAGCACUUUCUGCUUUUGUUUCAGUUUGCACUGUCUACAGUAUUUUUUUUUUUAAAUCAUGAGUUUUUUGAAAUUCUGCUUGGAAAAUAAAUAGUUUUUUAAACAUUUUUAAUUCAGGUUGUCUGAAAGAAGCGUAUUGCCUGGGGUGGUGGUAGAGGUGAAAGAAACAUUGCAAAAGAUUUGGAAACCUGAAAUAAAAGCAGAAAUGCUGGAGGAGACAUACCAAAUUCAGUUUGAUUUAUCAUUUUGUGUGUGUGUGUGACACAGUUUAAACAGUAACAAAUUGAUAAUGGAGUAUCAAAUCUUAAUGGAUCAUCUUAAAAACGUUUGAUUAUUGAGUUUCAUUGCCUGGACUGCAAUUUAACGUAAAUGCAAAACGGAUAUGUGGACCCGCAGUUAAAUAUAAAUCGCAAUGGGAUUGUACUUUGUCAUGCCGAAUUCGAUUUGAUCGAAAAUUUUUUUUUGUAUUUUCUCGAGUCCAACAGCUUCAAUUAAUGUGUAAGAAGGAACUGCAGAUGUUGGUUUAAACCGAAGAUAGACAUAAAAAACUGUAGUAACUCUGCGGAACAGGCAGCAUCUCUGGAUAGAAGGAAUAGUAAUCAACAGUACUG
Amblyraja radiata (thorny skate) is the source of this 3268-nucleotide messenger RNA. RefSeq names its product phosphatidylinositol-specific phospholipase C, X domain containing 2 (gene plcxd2). Gene Ontology annotation, biological process: lipid metabolic process. Lineage: Eukaryota; Metazoa; Chordata; Chondrichthyes; Rajiformes; Rajidae. The transcript is spliced from 4 exons. The coding region runs from base 31 to 1221 and encodes 396 amino acids. The record is from RefSeq and is a predicted model, not a curated record. Gene Ontology annotation, molecular function: phosphoric diester hydrolase activity.